AUGCGUGUCUUGUCAACGCCUUUUGCAUGUAACAGCUCUGAUUGGCGCGCGCUUGCUGAUAAAUUGCCGCGCGUGCCUGUGGACAAACAUUUAGCAGACGGUGUUUAUUUGAAAGUUCUACCGUAUAAACGCAAGAAGCGGCAGAAGUUCAAAAUGAAACUACAAAUUUGUUUGUUACUACUAGGUCUCGUCCUUACUCAGGCACAACGGCCAAAAACGCAAACAAAGAAAGGGCCCCCACCAGUAAGAGCUGUACCGCGCAGGAAUGACAUAAAAGAUGUCCCGGACAACGCAGGUCGUGCCCCACCCCCGCCAGUGGCACCGGCAGCUCCUGCCCCACCCCCGCCAGCGGCCCCUCCAGCACGCCGACUUCCUCCAGCACGUGUAGCAGCCCCAUCUCCAGUUAGGCGUGGACCACCAUCUCCAGUUAGGCGUGGACCACCACCUCCAAGAGUGCGACCGGCACCACCAGCUCCUUUCGUCCAUCCAGCUCCCUUGGCUAGACCAAACCCACCAAUUACAAGAACCAGAACAAUAGGAUUCCUAGGUGGACCAGACAGGUUCGUAGCUUAUGACCCACUUCCACCAACAACUUACCCACCAACUCCACCUGUUACACGGUAUUACCCAACUUACGAACCACGUGAAGUCAAGAAAGAGGAAGAAGAGGAAAGCUCAUCUUAAAGUAUUUUCUCAUUUUAGAAUUGCAACAUUCAUCAAAAACUGAUUACGUUAACUUUGAUAUUUUACAAUCUCACAAGAAAAGAAGCAACACGCAAAAUUGUAAUUUUGUGUUUAGUGUAAGAAAACUAAAAAUGAAGAGAUUAAUAUAUGU
This is a messenger RNA of Ruditapes philippinarum (Manila clam), 835 nucleotides long. RefSeq lists its product as uncharacterized. The record is from RefSeq and is a predicted model, not a curated record. Bases 1 to 684 code for a protein of 227 amino acids. The transcript has 2 exons. NCBI's taxonomy places the organism in Eukaryota, Metazoa, Mollusca, Bivalvia, Venerida, Veneridae.